Molecule: messenger RNA, 3127 nt
Organism: Mauremys reevesii (Reeves's turtle)
Lineage: Eukaryota; Metazoa; Chordata; Testudines; Geoemydidae
Gene: RGS9BP
Product: regulator of G protein signaling 9 binding protein
Exons: 1
Coding region: 533-1246 (237 amino acids)
Biological process (GO): G protein-coupled receptor signaling pathway; detection of light stimulus involved in visual perception
Cellular component (GO): photoreceptor outer segment; neuron projection
Source: RefSeq, a predicted model, not a curated record
AUUGGACAGGCGAGCUCCCUGGCGCUGCAGACCGGCCCCAGGUCACCUGGAGGCAGCCCUCGGGCUUUAAUUAAAGGCUGCCUAGUUGUUAGCUCUGGUAUUCAUUUCUUCCUGGCAACUCGGAUUGGUGCAUUUAAAAACAACGUGUCUCUGAUUUCCUUGUACUGGAGCCUCCUGCAGGAAACAGCAGCUGUUCUCCCUCUCGGUGUGUCUGGAGCAGGGACUGGGGCAAUCCUCCCUCGGAUGCUGAAUGCUAUGCGCAAAGCGAUGCCACUCGCUCCCCAAACUCCUCUCCCGCUUGCAUGGAGCGUAGGAGGAUUUGGAGCCGUGUGAGCGGUCGGAAGGGACUCGAUCGAGGUAUUUGCAUGCAGGAUCCGAGCUCCGCGAUUACCAUGCGUGUUGGUGACAUCUGGCGCUGGCAGCUCCCUGGUCCGAAAGAGGGUAAUCUGGACUGAGCCGCGGGAGGUAGACCAGCAGGGACACCCAGCUAGCAGCCCAGCCCGCCUGUUGGAGUCUGCAGCCCGCCUGAGCCAUGGUGAAGGAGGAAUGCAAAGCGCUGCUCGAUGCGCUCAGCAAGGUGACUGCUUGCUAUCGGCACAUGGUGCUGACCAUCGGGGGCACCUCGGACUCGCAGAACCUGCGGGAGGAGCUGAAGAAGACUCGGCAGAAAGCCCAGGAGCUGGCGGUGGCCAACAGGAACAAGCUCACCGCGGUCCUGAAGGACAAGACGGUGAGUAAGGAGGACAAGGCUGAAUUCGAGAGGCUCUGGGUGAUCUUCUCCACUUGCAUGGAAAUCCUGGAGAUUGACAUGAGGAGAGCCCUGGAGCUGGGCCAGGAGUUCCCCCUUAACGUGCCCAAAAAGCACCUGAUCCAGACGGGCAUGAGCGGGGGAACCUCUGGGGUGGCCGCCAGGGCUAUGAGCGUCCAGAACAUGAAAUACGAGGCUGAACACAACAUAGAUGUAGUGGAUUUGAAAGACCUGGAGAACGAGAUCAACCAAGUAGGAGAGAUGAUGUACGAGAUGGAGAUGAAGGUGAAUGUCCCCCAGUGGACAGUAGAGGCUAAACAGGACCCUGGGGCUGAACUCAAAUCCACCAUUAGCGUGGGCGCCUCCUCCAUUGGCAUGAUCUCCGUGGAGGAAAACAAAUCCUUUUGCGAUAUCAGCAAAGUUCUAGCUGGGAUCAUUUUCUCCGCGGUGCUCAUUAUCGCUAUUGUCUUGGCGGUGUGUGUGGUAAAACUCUCAUAGGCUGGCUGAGUGUUCCUGCAAGACAGAGCCACUCCCUCACAAGUAUUUCAUGCAGUAUGGUUCGUUUCAAGAUGGGUCACUUGGAAGAGCUGACAACAUCUUGCAUAUACAAACAAAUCUUUGGAUAGCAUACAAUCUGAUCAUGCUUCCAGCAUCUGGAUGUAUGUGGUUUUGGUUUGUUUGUUUGAAAGCUCUAAAGAGGGGGAAAGGUACAGCCUACAAUAUAGGAUGACUUUUGGCUGGUUUUGUAAUGGUUAACUGUGUGCAAAGUAUCAGGGUAUUAUCACUACAGGCUAUAGCAGGGAUUUGUCUGCUAUUAAUAGAUGACUAUUCUCAAUAGCCUGAAAAAAAAUUUUUUUAAUAGGCUCUGAUGUUCGUUGCUGGUCCGUGUUUACAAAGUAGUUGAGAAUUGCACAGGAUUUGGGGGUGGAUAAGGUGGAUUGCUGUGGCAAAACUAAUAGAUGUGUGUGAGUUUUCCUCUCAAACAUGGGACAUUCUGCCCAGAAGAAAAAAUGGAAAAUCCCAGUAAGAAGAUGUAAACAAUGUAUAUUUUUCUUAAUCCUUGGAGUCUAAACCUAGGAGAGUGUGCAAUCAAUGUUUGAUACCAAAUACACUGUUUGUACAGAUCCUAAUUGCACUUUUUGGCACAGCACACAUUAAUAAUCACUAAAGGAAAUCCAACUCUUAAAAAAAGAUGGAGAAUAUCUUCUGUAGAACAGCUUUCGCAGAGAGAUAUUAACAGGCUCCAUCCCUCCCUUUUAUAUAUCUCUUUUUAUUUUCCCCAUCAGAAAAGCUAAUUCUUGCUCCUUGUCCAAAUUCUUCUUUCCAUGCAAGUGGUUGAACUUCACAUCAGCUGCAAAAUUAAAUAUUCUACAUUUAUCCAAAAUUAGAAGUAGCAAUUUUUAGAACAGGUUGUGGCAAACUAACAAAAUCAUGUAAAGUGAAAACUGAUGCUCUAGCUUGUCUGCCUCUAUUUCUGCAGCAUAAAUAGAGGUCUAAUCUCAUGUUGACCUCUUACAGUUAAUGAGAUCUAUAUACAUAUCUGCAGGAAUCCAGAGGAAACCAGAACUGCAGGGAUCAGUCUUGUCUUUUUUAUUUGCCUGAUUAGGCCAAUUGAAAUGAUUGGAAAUGCAGAAUUGGGCCUAUAGUUGGUAUCUUUGAUUGGAUGUCUCUGCAGUUUUGUGAGAACAGAGCAUAAAGCCUAACUUUGACAUUUUUUUCUUUUUGUUUGAUUGUUUACAUGUAGACAACUCUUUCCCCUCCCCCCAAUAAAACUCUGAGCACUGACACAACACUGACUUUGAAGAGAAUUUCUGUGAUCUCUCGCAUGUAUCCAUUUUUUAAAUAUACAAAUUAUGUACAUCUGUUCUGUUUAAAGUAGACUUGCUCCUAUGCACACAGAUUAUUGAGUAACUAUACAAUGCCACAGGCAUAGAUUGUACUGUUCAGGCAAAUAUAAAGACAAGGCACUGCUUUAUAGGGUUUAAAAUGUAAAGUGAUAAAUUAGAGAUGCCUCUGAAUUGAGCAUAAAGGACACAUUAGUAAAAUUCACCAUGAAAUUUGUUGACAAGAAGUUACUGUGCAUAUGCAGUAGUGUGUAUGUGUGUUUAAACAAAAUCAUGUCAGCUUUCUUAAUAAAACAAUUUUGUAAUUCAAAAGAAGGCAAAAGUCACGGGUUUUUGUGGGGAGAGGGGGUUCCUAGAGGGGAUAAGUUAAAUAGGAAGAGAGUGAGGGGACAGGGCAGGGAAGAAGGUGGUAACGGGACAGGUGUGGAGUGAAGCUGAUGUGAAGAGACUGAGGGAGGAGGGGGAGCAGGAAGGUUGGAGCAAACAGCCAAUCAACACAGGAGAGAGGAAGCACAGUCAAAACCAGGGGCGGCUC